This is a messenger RNA of Brugia pahangi, 1215 nucleotides long. The record is from the annotation of a GenBank genome assembly. Lineage: Eukaryota; Metazoa; Nematoda; Chromadorea; Rhabditida; Onchocercidae.
AUGACAUCCCAUGAUAAUUCGGUAAUCAUUUCGGAAGCUGAUAAUUUAGACAGAAGUUCAGUGGAACUUGUCACAGCUGAUGGAAUUGAUGAUCAUCAUGAACCAGUACAACAACAUCAAGAUAUUGAUGCUUCAGGAAUGAGUUAUACUGCAGUUCCAUUGGAAGUGUUGGAGGUAGCUGGUAUCGAUAUAGAGAAUUCAGGUGAAUUAACAGAAGAUCAAAUAAAUACAAUUAUGUCUCUGAUUGAACCAAAUGGUGCAACUCAACAGAAUGAGUUGAAACAUGAGCAUAUUGAUAUACCGCAUUCUUCUUAUUCUAAUGGUAUGCCUAGUUCUUCAUCCGAUGCUGGAGAUCGUUUAACAUUGUAUAUUCUGGAUGAUGGCUCAUUGAAACUUACGGAUGCUACACUUCAGAAGGAAUAUUUUUUUACACCGAGGGACCUAGCGUUGCACAAUAUUGAUGUUGACAAUUUAACUGACGAAACUUUGCAACGAAUCAUUCAGAUGGCCAUGGAAUCAAAUGAAGUGGUGACAACAAAAAAGCGAAGAAUGGAAGAUGUUGGCUGUGUGGAAUUUCCACCAAAUUUUUUACCUAAUACUUCAGUGGAACCGCCAACAUCUAGUGCUUCAAAAACAGUUCUUGUCAGUGAAGAUCACCAUGUUGAAUCACAACUAUCGUUAAUAGGCACUGAAGUUGAAAUUAAACGAGAUGGUAAAAUAUAUUCGGCUACAAUUAAGUACUGUAGGCAAAGUGGAGGAUAUAAAGUGCAGUUCAGUGAUGGCCAUUUCGAGUGGGUUAGUGAAGAUGAAAUGCGAUUGCUUCAUGAUGAAAGUUCUGGGAAACGUAGUGAUCAUGAAUCAUAUAGUGAAAGAGCUAGAACUUUAUCUUCUGAAAGUGUUGGUGAAGAUACUAUAUCAAAAAAUAUUAAUGGCCGAAGAUGCAUUUCCCAGAUUCCAGGUAUUAAAGUUACUCCAGCAAAUGGUUGUCAUAAGCAGGAAGAGCCAAAUUUUUGCUGUGUUGUAUGCGAUCGAAAAGUUUAUCAGAAGGAACCACAAUACAUUGUGAUACGAAUUCCUGCUUGCGAUAAAUGUGCUGAGCAAAAAAUGAUUUUGCUAGAUGGUGCCACAAAAGAUUGUGAAACACAGACGUGUAUCAAUCUUCUAAAAAAUGAUCGUAUUGCUACUGCUACAAAUGAUGGAGAGAGGAGAAGCUAG